UGGGAAAGUCAGUUGUUAUGCGCGGGGGUGGGGCAGCUGCUGCUCAACCAAAGUCUUCUCCGAUUGAAACGGAGAGAAGCAAAUAGAAAGUGACCGCUUCUCUGACUCUUCAUCCUCAGAUAUUUCUUCAUCCCUAAAAAAACCCAUUUCCCAAUUUCCAAGAAAAUCUGUUUUUUCUCUUUUCAUUGUCUUGCUUUAAUGGCGUUUCUAUAUCAAAUUUUAGAAACCCAUUUUCUCUUCCCACGAAAUAGGAAUAAAAAUAGCGACAAUGGUGGGAUUGGUUGCGAUGUGGCCGUGUAAGGAACGUGUGUGCUUUUCAACCUUCAUUAUUUCUACUAUUCUUUUUUAAUUUUUUUUUCCUAACAAUCAUCAAUUCAUAACCAACAUAUUCAACUUUCCUCCACCGUCCCUCUUUCAAUUAUGAAACCAGAAUAUCUCAAGCAUUGACCCCCAACUUCUCUCUCUUUGUUUUCUUCUUCGUACAUUUUGCGAGAAAUUUUGCCUUGUUUUGUGCAAUUUAUUCAACCCCUUUGAAGAUUGGGGAACCAUUGUUCCAACCCAUCUCUCCAAAGAUAUGAAUUGACAGUGAUUUGAAAAAAAAAAAAAAAACAACUUACCGUGGGAAGAGAUGUGUUGCGCUGUAAUUCUCAUGUCUGGUGAUGGAAAUUUGGCUGCCGUUGUGCCCUAACGUUAUUUCAUGGAUGGAUUUAGGAGUAACGACAACAAACAAAGCGUUGAAAGGCAUUCCCGCGCCGAGAUGGGGUCAUUAGGCGAGAAAACCAUACUGGAAUUUGAAGAUGAGAGCCUUGUUAGUCCUGUAUCGUUAAAUAGAAAGAAUUUUUCAAUUGAGGGAUCUAUCCAUAGUUCUUCAUUGGGUGGUGGUUCGCAGAAACUUUGUUCCAACAUGAAGAACAGGGUAUUUGGCAGCAUUAAGAUUGUCGUCUUCUCUGCUAAAAUUAAUCUUCUCAUGCCUUUUGGGCCUUUAGCAAUAAUAGUCAGCAAUUUAUCUGGUCAUCAUGGUUGGGUCUUCCUUUUAAGCUUGUUGGGGAUCGUACCUCUUGCGGAGCGUUUGGGCUAUGCAACUGAACAGCUGGCAUGCUAUACUGGAGCCACAGUUGGAGGUCUUCUGAAUGCUACUUUUGGAAAUGCCACAGAAUUGAUAAUAUCAAUAUAUGCAUUGCGAAGAGGAAUGAUACGUGUUGUUCAACAGUCAUUAUUAGGUUCGAUUUUGUCUAAUAUGUUAUUAGUACUUGGAUGUGCCUUCUUUGCUGGUGGAGUUGUGGUUUCUAAGAGAGAGCAGGUCUUCAGUAAGGCAGCUGCUACAGUGAAUUCCGGAUUGCUGUUAAUGGCGGUAAUGGGACUUUUAUUUCCUGCUGUUCUUCGUUCCACACAUACAGAGUUGCACUCUGGAAAGUCAGAGUUGGCUCUUUCAAGAUUUAGUAGCUGCAUUAUGUUGGUGGCAUAUGCUGCCUAUCUUGUUUUUCAGCUGAAAAGUGAUAAGAACUUAUAUCUCCCGGUCAAUGAGGCGGAUAAUGAAGAGAAUUCUGAUGAUGAUGAAGAAGCUCCUGAGAUUAACAUGUGGGAAUCCAUUAUUUGGCUGUCUAUCUUGACCAUUUGGAUCUCCGUCCUCUCUGAAUACUUGGUUAAUGCAAUUGGGGGGGCAUCGGUUGCGAUGAACAUACCGGUAGCAUUCAUUAGUGUUAUUCUACUACCUAUUGUUGGGAAUGCUGCAGAGCAUGCUGGUGCCAUCAUGUUUGCCAUGAAAGACAAGCUUGACAUUUCUUUGGGAGUCGCAAUAGGAUCAUCGACACAGAUAUCUAUGUUCGGGAUUCCUUUUUGUGUGGUCAUUGGUUGGAUCAUGGGAUGUCCUAUGGACUUGAAUUUUCAACUUUUUGAAACUGCCACGCUUUUCAUCACGGUCAUUGUCGUGGCCUUCAUGUUGCAGGAUGGAACUUCUAAUUACCUCAAAGGACUUAUGCUUAUUCUCUGCUACCUGAUAGUGGCUGCAAGUUUCUUUGUACAUAUUGAUCCAGCAUCAGUUGGAGACAAGACCCAAAAACCUGGUGUAUGAAAGGCAAGGGACGACUCGAAGUAGUGAAUCUGCCUGCACUAGAACUCUCCUGAAGAUGGGAACGACGGAAGCUCGAGGUUCACUCCAUUGCUGUAUAGUUCUGAACGCAGGCUACUACCAUGUUCAGAAAUCAUUUUUCCAUGUUUUGUGACAACCAAUGGCAAUAGAUGUUUUCCUUGAUUCUUCUAGUCGUUGGUGCUGAUCUUGUUUUAUCAUUGCAAGCUUUGGCAAAUACUCAGAACUUAGCAACUAGGAAUGCUAGAUAUCGAGCGUAAGGGGGGAAAAAAAGUGCCAUAUUGAUUUAUUUUUCUUAGGGGAAUUUGUUAUUUACCUUUUUCUUUCUUUUAAUUUUAAUAUUCAUGGGUUACAUUCACUUGAAAACUAGUCUAAGGGUAUGAAUGAUGAAACAAGAGUUAGAAUGUAACAGAAUAUCUUGUUAAUAUUUUGAACUUUGAUGUUAAUAUUACAAUUAUUUUGUUUUUGAUAGGGA
This is a messenger RNA of Benincasa hispida (wax gourd), 2561 nucleotides long. Its product is annotated as vacuolar cation/proton exchanger 3-like. Gene Ontology annotation, cellular component: plant-type vacuole membrane. NCBI's taxonomy places the organism in Eukaryota, Viridiplantae, Streptophyta, Magnoliopsida, Cucurbitales, Cucurbitaceae. The record is from RefSeq and is a predicted model, not a curated record. Gene Ontology annotation, molecular function: calcium:proton antiporter activity. Gene Ontology annotation, biological process: calcium ion transmembrane transport; intracellular calcium ion homeostasis.